Messenger RNA from Salmo salar (Atlantic salmon), 4141 nucleotides. It is a transcript of the gene apex2, whose product is annotated as apurinic/apyrimidinic endodeoxyribonuclease 2. Gene Ontology annotation, molecular function: DNA binding; zinc ion binding; phosphoric diester hydrolase activity. Gene Ontology annotation, biological process: base-excision repair. NCBI's taxonomy places the organism in Eukaryota, Metazoa, Chordata, Actinopteri, Salmoniformes, Salmonidae. The record is from RefSeq and is a predicted model, not a curated record. Gene Ontology annotation, cellular component: nucleus.
UUCUUAUUCGAUUGACGUACUUCCGGGUCACUUCCGUGUUAACCAGUCGUCACAUUUCAAGUACAAUUUUUGUAAAGCAAAUUGUAAAAAAUAUUUGAACAGUUGGUCACGAGUGCCGUAAAACCAUGAAGAUUGUCAGUUGGAACAUUAAUGGCAUAAGGACUUUCAAGGGUGGAAUUAAAAAGGCGCUUGAGUCGCUGGAUGCUGACAUCGUAUGUGUCCAAGAGACAAAAGUAACAAGAGACCUGCUGGAUGAGAAGACUGCUAUUGUUGAAGGUUAUAACUCCUAUUUCAGCUUUAGUCGCGGACGCAGUGGCUACUCAGGAGUUGCUACUUACUGCAAAGACAGUGCCACCCCAUUUGCUGCAGAGGAGGGCUUGACCGGUCUGCUGACCACCAACCACGAGGGAACCAUUGGAUGCUAUGGUGACCCGAGAGAGUUCUCCAGUGAGGAGCUGCAGCUCCUGGACAAUGAGGGAAGGGCUGUUCUCACACAGCACAGAGUCAUGUGUGAAGACACACCUGAAACAGUUACGGUUAUCAAUGUAUACUGCCCACGAGCUGACCCAGAAAAGCCUGAACGUAAACAUUUCAAACUGCAGUUCUACAAGCUGCUUCAAUGUCGGGCUGAAGCAAUUUUGGAAGCUGGGAGCCGUGUAAUCAUCUUGGGAGAUGUGAAUACAUCCCACCGGCCCAUAGAUCACUGUGACCCAGAUGACAUAGAUGAUUUUGAGGAUCACCCCGGGAGGAAAUGGCUAAACAGUUUACUGGUUGAUGACAGUGAAGGAAAGGAUUAUGAAAAAAACCAUGAGGAGUCUGAGAAUACCUCAUCAAAACCCCUCAGCAGCGGCAAGUUUGUGGACACCUUCCGCCAUUUUCACCCAACACGCUCCAAGGCCUUCACCUGUUGGAACACUAUGACUGGAGCCAGGCAGACCAACUAUGGCACACGUAUCGACUACAUCUUCGCAGACCAUCCCUUGGUUAAAAUGGGGUUUGUGGCAGCAGACAUCAUGCCAGAGGUGGAGGGGUCUGAUCACUGCCCUGUCUGGGGGAAACUGUGCUGCCCCCUCCUGUCCAGCUCCAAGCUGCCUCCUCUCUGUACCCGCAACCUACCAGAGUUUGCUGGCAGGCAGCAGAAACUCUCACGCUUCCUUGUCAAGAUGGACCAACAACAACCUGCCAGAGAGGCCUGCAGGGACCCACUACCAGGAUCUCAGGAGACUGGGGAGACCCGAGAGAACCUGAAUCCACUGGGAUCAGCAGGGACCAGCUCCACUGGAAAGAAACGGAAGUUGGCAGUGGAAUCUGGUGUCCCAAAGAGCAAAAAGAUUAUGACACUGAAGGCUGUUACCCCAAAGCCCCAGGGCAACCUCCUAGCCUUUUUUAAGCCCAAAUCCAUACCUGUGAGUCAGUGUGAGAGGGGAGAAGAGAGAAAUGAAGUGACCCCAUCACAACCACAUACCUUCAAGGGAGGACAUUCUGCAGUGAUGGGACAAGAUGUCCCAUCACUUCCAGGCCCGCCGUGCACAGAAGAUCCCCAGGGUGUCUGUAUGGGAGACAAAGUCCAUGUCCCGGGCAGCAACAUACAGGAUGCCAGUGUCAAUAGUCAAAACCAGGGGAAGGAUGCAGCCCUGGCUUCAGAGGCUACUGUAGACCCCCCAUGUCCCAGGAAGGGGGCUUCACUGGGCGGGUUCUGGAAGACGGUCCUGCGUGGGCCACCCCUACCGCCCCCCUGUAAGGCUCAUGGGGAACCCUGUGUACUCCGCACUGUCAAAAAGGCAGGUCCAAACAUGGGCAAGCAGUUCUUUGUGUGUAACCGCCCUCAGGGCCAUGCAUCCAAUCCUGAGGCUCGCUGUAAUUUCUUUUCCUGGGUAGAUAAAGGAAAAUAGUGACUAUGCCGUCGAAAUAAACUGACAUUUCCUUCAUGUAGUGUUUUUAUAAGCAUUCUUAAUCUGUAAAUUUGAUAUAUAAGUAAAAUAAAGACAGUAGUUUUAUAAAUGACGUUUUAACUUCUCUAACGUAUUUCACGUAAUCACAUUGAGGCCUUUCUCACCAUAUGACAAGCAUCCAAAGAGACUGUUGUGUAUAUUACUGCUUAUGAAAUUACAAUGGAUGCUAAACUUAGUCACAGAGUGAUCUGUUUCUCUUCAUCUAUAGUGCAGCAUGAAUAUACAGUGUUUGGCAGAAAAUAGUAUUCCUUGUGUGCUGCGGGGUUCUUUAUGAACUAGAUGGUAGCAGGACUCAAGUAUGAUCAUCAUAGGUCUGCAUCAUUAUUUAUAUGGAGUUGGCUAUGCCAAGGUUUCAUAUCCUUCCUAUGCUUACGAAUAUUUUAUUUUUUAUGGUCUUUCAACUUUGCAUGUGAAGAGCUGAGGAGGCUCUUGUGAAACCAUUAGAGUCCCCAUAUUCUUCCUAUUCCCCCUAUUUGAUUUACAACACAGUGCUGAUGGCAGUUGUUUCCAUUUAAAUUGGUCACCUUACUAUAGAAGUUCUAGUUAAGACGGCCCAAAAUAAUUACUAUAUUUUUGUCUGAUGACAACUUUAUUCUCAGAUCAAUAUGUUUAACUUACAGAUGUGAUGAAACAUCUGUAAUAUAUUAGGACGCAGAGCUUCAUUGUCUUUGCAUUUAACAUGUAUCUGUUUGUAGUAAGGAAUUUGAAAACCUGCUGUAGGUAAUAAUCUGCCUCUGAAUGAAUUUUCCCCCAUGUACUCCUCAUAGUGAUGCUCUUCUUGAUUGUGUUGUGGAACAGAACACCGCAAGGCCUUACUCCUACUUAGCCACUCCCAACAUUUACAGUAUCUGCUUCUACUCCCAUGCAGUUUCUCUCUCCUCCCCAACCCAGCCCCCCUCCUCACUUCCUCUCGCAAGGAAUGUGUUUCACUGUACUUGUGCAUGUGACAUUGAAACUCCUCUCAUGCAUUUCCAAACAAGACUCCUUGGCUUACCGGUAUAAAUUGGGACAUCAUGAGCAGCACCUGUAUCUGCAACUGAAGCAUUUGUGCAGUAUAUCGGCUAUCAUUCCCUGGCAGUCUCUCAGAGACUGUCUUCAUUUAAUAGACUAAAAUAUGAAAUCACAAUGUGUUUUUGGGCCACAUAAUCGAAGGUAGGCUUACAACAUUACAUUCUGAAACGGUAGCUGUCCCUGGUGCUGAUAUCCCAUUGGCCACAUGUGGGCACGGGCUUGCCCACACCAAGCCCAACACAGGGUUCCAGACCUUUCUAUCAUGCCAAUGUAGGCAUGUUUGCUGGGAUGUUUCGCACUGUUCAAAGGUUGACAUAAAGCUUCCUAUGACCUAGCUUUUUGUUCAAACUAAUCUGUUUUGUAUUCUAGGGCCUACUGAGUAGACAACCAUGUUUUUAUGGACACACACACAAUGGAUUGUUUUUCCUGUGCAGUGCUAUAUUUGUACCCUAUUGUGUCCAGGCACCCCACUUUAAGCUCUUUGACCACAGUAAAAGUCCAGCAACACUUGCUUUGUUCAAAUAUACCUGUUUUGUAUUCUAGGGCCUCUGUCCAGUCUACUCACUAAUGGUUUUAUGGAGUCGCAACUGUUUUUCCUGUACAGUGCUAGUAGCCUAUGUGCUGUAUACAGAAAUAUUAUUAUUUACAUUUAAAACAUGUUUCAAGGUCAAAUAAUGUAAAUGUCUUAAAUAUGAACAAAUGUCAAGCAUUGUUCAUGUUUCGAGAUAUUUUCUUUCACAUCAUAAAUAGAAGUUGUUAACACUUCUACUAUUAUGUGAGGGACCUUUAUUCAAUCAAAAUUCCGUGAUGGGGAAGUGUUUUCUUAUUGCUGCAGACGACACCAUUCUGAAGACGACGUCAUAUCAAAGACCAUAUUUUUUAAGUGGUCAAAGCAGAGAUGAUGCGUACAUUUCUCUGCCGCCUCUGGCCAAUGUAGGUUAUCAGUUGAUCUACUGUAGCUUAUUGUAUGCAAUUGUUUCUAGAAGAAAGAUCCUAAUCUAUAGUUAUCUGAUUUUUGCAAUUUAUAGACACAGUCAAAGAUUUCUCUGGGAUGAUUGAUGGCCGUUGUUUUUGUUGCUAAUGUAUCCCUGUUUAUGCCUUUAGCAUACUACUAGUGUGUUUUUCUAUGAUCAUGUGACCGUCACUAUAUAUUGUCAGUAAAAGGGAAACAAAUUGCA